AUGAGCCUCCCUGCCCCGUCCAGCUCCUCCCCGACCCGCCCUGCCCCGUCCCUCCCCCCACUGUUACCUCCAGCCCCUCUCCUCCAGCAUGCUGGCCCGGUGUAUAUAAUGCCUGGCUGGCUAUCGGUACCACAACCAUCACUUCUGUGGCCUUCUCAGCUCAUCUCCGGUGAUACAGACACGCAGCAGUCAGCGAGCGACAUGUGGGUCUCCGUGUACGCAAUAGUAGUGUUGGGAGCAGCAGGCGUGCUGGCCGAAAGUCCCGAAAAGGACAAUGUAGUCAACAGGCAAGCAAGCACCGAAGAACAGACCACCGGUACAACGCCCUAUCCCAUAACCUCCGUUGUGAAACCCGUGGACUGCGCAGACCACCUGAUGGCCGGGGCCACAGUUAGCGGCGUGUACGAGAUUUACCCCUUCACGUGCACGUGUGGAAACCCGGUGCUGGUGUGGUGUGACAUGGAGACAGACGGCGGCGGCUGGACGGUGUUCCUCAAUCGCCAGCAACAGGACGUCCAGCUUGACUUCAACCUCACGUGGGACCAUUACAAGGCAGGCUUCGGCAGUGCUUACUCCGAGUACUAUUUGGGCAACGAGGUGCUGCACCACAUGACGUACGGCCGUUCUUAUGCCCUCCGUCUGGACCUGGACCUGGCCUCAGGGGGUUCCGACUUCGCCACCUAUGACAGCUUUAAAGUCAAUUCUGAGAGCAACAGGUAUUCCUCUUACUUGACGGGGUCUCUCAGGGGAGACUACAGCACCACAAACUGUCUCCGCUACAUGGGUAGCCGCUCCUUCACCACACUGGACAGGGACCACGACAGCUAUACUGGUAACUGCGCAUCUAUAAAAGGAGGAGCGUGGUGGUACUAUAACUGUAGGUACUUCAAUCCCACAAGCGCUUUCAACACGACACUCAAUCUGACCUGCUAUGGAUCCACUAGGCCCGUGACGCAGCUCCAGCUCAAGAUCCGGCCAUCCAUCUGUGACUCCUCUGUCAAGACCAUCCAUCUCACGGAAAUGGGUUGUGGCAAUUGUGGUGUGGAACGCUAACGCCGUCAUGCUUUACCGGUCCACUAUAUGAUCACCCGGACAUUCCAAGUUCUUGCUGCUCUUAAGUCUCCAAUCAGUAUUUUGAAGCACGCUGAACUCUCAUCAGGACACAAUUCAAAGGCAUUUUUCUUUCUUUUUUUUGGGGGGGGUAGGGGCUCUGGAAAGUAGUAGAGAUGAGAUGCUGGCACGUUUCGAAUUAUGAACACAUAGCAAUAUACUCCUUAGCACACACUGGUAAUCUUUGUAAUGUGUACUAGCAUUCUUUGUCUGAAAACCAUUGUCUUGCAUUGUUGAUUAAUAAAGGCUCGAUAAAUCAU
Portunus trituberculatus (swimming crab) is the source of this 1370-nucleotide messenger RNA. Its product is annotated as techylectin-5A-like. Lineage: Eukaryota; Metazoa; Arthropoda; Malacostraca; Decapoda; Portunidae. The transcript has 7 exons. Bases 1 to 1053 code for a protein of 350 amino acids. The record is from RefSeq and is a predicted model, not a curated record.